CUAUUUCAAAUGGGGUUGAUCAACGUACACGGCCUGAUGCUGCUAAGAAAUGAAGAGACAUGUCACCCCAUCAUGGAGAAGUUAUUAUACCACAAAAUCUCAACAACGAACCGACUGAAUGUCGAACAGAUACCAAGGCAACAUCACAUCAUCCGCAAGACAACGGUGCAAUCAUCCAUACGUUAAUCAAUGCAUUUUGGAAAACAAAAGUGGAUAGAUUUGAUCAAACGGUGAAACAUAUAUUUCUCGAAAACAAUAAAAGUAUUAAUGCUCUCAGGAAUACUUCAAUAAAAGACCUUUUAUCGCACAUACAGUUUACCCCUAAUAAGAGACAACCACAAGGAUAUGAAUUCUUUCUUCAUCCAGCAAUAAACUCGGUUCUUAAGGAAGAGAGUAGCGAAGCAACGAAGAGCUUGUUGGACAGUAUCUCUGACCACCACAUUAUAUUCACUAAUGAAGGGAAGUGUGCAAGUGAAUCGUGUACACAUAUCUUGGAUCAAAUAUCAGAUACUCCUAAGGUCAAAAAUCUAUACCACGAUGCAUUGAAAACAGUGGGUUAUGGGCGACCAGGUGCACACCAUAAAGAUUUUGAGGAACACAAUUGUCCGUUCGAUCCAAGAUUGUAUUUUGGUAAGGUACUGUUACCAUCGUUACAUCUACCUAGCCUACACCAUGUCCCGAAAGAAUCGGUCGAGCAGAACUUAUUUCUCAAUGUGGACGAUAUAAGCAAUCUUCUGGAGCAACACACAAUGAAAUACAGGAUGUUUCUGAAGUCCUUAGAUAGUGAGCCAUCCGUUACCAUUCCCGAUGAUGCAGAUACUUCGUUCACAUCAAACAAUGAAUCAGAUGCUAUGGAAGUUCAAUUUUCAAAUAUACUCAGGCUGCUGAGAGAAGAUAGCAAGUCAGAUAAGGCCUUCAACAUUCUUCUAAGCGAGGACGUAAGAACAAUAUGGAGGCAACAUCGCGCAAAAUCUUUACCUCCUAUUGGUAGACCUAAUGGCAAAUGCAUGUGGUCAGGAAAUGACUCUAUAGAUUUGGAUUUCAGCUUUGGUAAUCCAAACAAAAUCUCUCCAAAACAAGAGGUAUUUGAAUUUGAUAGAAUACUAAAAGCAAAAGAAAUAUUAGAUAGUCCUCCAUGUUUGGAGACUAAACAUUCCUUUGUCACAAAUGAUUCGUGUACACUUUCACUGACCAACCAUGACUCCAAUCUAAGUGAUAAAACCAUUAACAUUGGUACUGAUAAAGAUGAAACGAUGAACGACGAAGAAGUCAGUAGUAGCCCAAUUGCUGAACGCAUCGACGUUGUUACAAACGAUUCUCCAGUUCAAACUACACAGAACGAUCCCGGCGGUUAUGGUUAUUCGGUCUCUUGGAGUACAGACGAUUGCAGUGAUGACAUGAUACAUGACGAUGAUGGGGCCGCCAUACCAACCAUUAUGAACCAAGGACGAAACAUGCUUGGUGACACUGCCGAAUGGCCCCUACUCAAUCAGAAUGAAUGGUCCGAAGACAGCCCAAUAUGGCCAGAAACCUCCCCUCAGCAACAACGUGAUGAAUGUAAUUAUGCAGUGCAACAGGCCUCAAACGUUGAAGAUACUGAAUGUACGAGGACUUGCAUAUUACCCGGAAUGUCACGAGAAGCCCCCGAUGGAGCUCCUAGCGAGCACAAAAUAGCCAAGCAGUCUGCGAGCUACACGUCUAUAUCCGACCCGGACAUUUACCAAUCGUGCGUUCAAGAAUCAAAUUCAAAAGUCAGAGGUUAUAAGGCAACCAGAAUGCGGAUGAAGGAACAGCUCCACAAACAUAUAACAAAAGACCGAGCCAACCAUAUGGCACCCAAUAAGGUGAACGACUGGAAAGUCUGCGAAGCCAAAGAUGAAACGGUAAAUCCAAAUGCUACGGAGUUUCGAGCCCCAAACAUUCUUAAUAUUCGUGUACCGGUUAAAAUAUCACAAGCCCCAAAUCCUCAAGCUCAAAACUCACAAAGUCACUUCUCACAGAUUUCCAAUCCACAGAGUCAACGUUUCCAAGGACACUUUUCCCACGCAUCAAAUUCACAUGGUCAGAGUUCCCAAGGUCAAUACUCUCAUGUUCCUAGUUCUCGUAGUCAUAUUACACAAGGUAAUAUCUCCCAGUUUCCAAAUGCAAAAUAUGACGUUUUACCACCUAUUGACAGUACAAGUCAUUUGCCAAACGAUUGUGGUGUAAGCAGAGUUGGUUUGGCGCAUGGUGUCUCAAUGACCGAUGGACGAAAUGAUCAAGUCAGGGUACAGCCAAACCGUUGGGGCCUUUGGGAAAACAUACCAAAUGCAGAUUCUACAAAGCAGAUAGUCAACACAAGCAACGUUGCAACAGUUAACCAACAACAUCGGUUUCUGACACCAGUAUAUAACAUGAACAAACCAAGGCAGUUACAAAUGCCAAAUAACAGACAGCCUCAUCAGCAAAUGGAGGUGAACCCUUAUAUAAUACCAGCUCCGCCACCCAUACUCUCACAGCCACCACCGAUGAUGAUUCAACAGAGAGAACUGCAGCAGAUAGCCAUGUUGGAUGUUGCCCCACCAUCACUACCGAAUCUACAACACAUACAGAACCCAUAUCUUCUGCCUCCCCAACAUAAUCCUACUAUGGCAUGUUGUCCUCGCCUCAAUAUGCCACCACCGCCACCAAACUGCCCUCCACCCACACAGUGGAACACACAACUGUCAAAUAACUUGACCACCAUCCGCUCAAAGGUACCCAGCUAUUCGAGUCAGAUGCAACAUAUGAAUGUGAUACAGCAGCAACAGCAGCCAUUGCCGCCACCACCACCAUUCCCACUGGUGACCAGCUGGGCUCAGCCGCCAUUGUGGCCCUCUGCACGUGUUAACCAGGACAACCUAAUCAACAUUCCAACUAACAAACAUACCAUCGAUAAGACAGUGCAAUCUGGAGCUGCUGACGAGAUUGCUCCAACAAAUAGUACAUGUAAGGCUGUUAGGUCAGAGUUUACAAGCACAGCUACAUGUUCCUCUAUCAAAGAAGAUAAACCAAAACUUGAUGUUAACUCUCCUGAAUUUGUCCCAGAACGUAUGAAAACUAGAGAGGAGCUGCGUGCAAGUGCCAAACUUCCUGAAAUUACACUUCAUAAUUCAAAGAAUAUUCAAUGUGUCAUUAAUGAAGCAAACAAGCUUCUUCGCCAGAUAUAUAAAGGUGAUAGUGACAACCUAGACAAUAAACUAGAAGACAGUGAAACACCCUACCAGAAACUAGUCCGAGAGGUGUUAGGGAAUACCAAAAAGAGUGAGGACAUUGGUAAGGUGAAAUGUUCACCCUCAAAAGUUAAGAAUGAAAGUGACAUUAUAAAUCUUAAGGCAGAUGACAGCAAGCCUGGAGAUACUACAAGCAUAAAUGCCCCUAGCACUCGUGAAUUGAGCAAUGGUAACAUAAAUACAUUCCAAGAAGUAAAAACUAAACGGGCAUUUCUAAAACAUAUUAAAACACUAAAAAAGUGAAUGAAUAGUUAAGGACUAGUUGGAGAACAUUGUACUAAGAACACACAUGUUCAAACAUGAAUCCAAAUUGAAAUGAUGUAACAUAUAACAGACUGAAUUCCUAGAGAGGGUCACAGAAGCAAACAGCAACCACAGCAGCAAACCUAUGGACAGUGAUAACAAAAACAUGAAAAAUACACAUAUUUUCUUUUCAUGAUAACAAAAACCUUUAUUUUUAAAUGUACAUAAAGAAUAUAACAGCAGUAUAUUUUCAAGUGAUUUUUGCCAAGUUGUACAUAUUUUGUUGUACAUUUAAAUGCUGAUAUUGUUUAUCAGCAUGACACGAACUGCAAAAGGCAUAAGCCUACUUUAUGAAUUUAUGUUAAUAGAUACAAACUGACAACUAGUAUUCAAACUAGAAUGUCUAGUCAUGUAAAUAUUUUAAUGAUAUUGUGUUUAUAAUACAGUGUAUUUGAUUUUCAUGAUUGAAACAGAACUUUGUACAUAUCAUGGUGCAUGUACAUGUUAUUCAUUUUGCACAUACUUACUUUGUCCAGUAUUGAUACUGUCCCCCCCCCCUCCUUCCUUCUUGCUAAAUUGGAGAAACAAUUGAUGGAAGGGAGAGGGGUUACCAGUCUAAAUACUAUACUCAUUAUUGUAAUCAUUAUUUUGUUUAUCUAAUGGCUUUGUAUAUAUCGCUAGCUGACUAUGGCACUUUU
Molecule: messenger RNA, 4192 nt
Organism: Owenia fusiformis
Lineage: Eukaryota; Metazoa; Annelida; Polychaeta; Sabellida; Oweniidae
Source: the annotation of a GenBank genome assembly